This is a messenger RNA of Vitis riparia (riverbank grape), 2766 nucleotides long. RefSeq names its product cyclin-T1-5-like. The coding region runs from base 539 to 2410 and encodes 623 amino acids. The record is from RefSeq and is a predicted model, not a curated record. Gene Ontology annotation, cellular component: cyclin/CDK positive transcription elongation factor complex; nucleus. Gene Ontology annotation, molecular function: cyclin-dependent protein serine/threonine kinase activator activity. Gene Ontology annotation, biological process: positive regulation of DNA-templated transcription, elongation; regulation of transcription by RNA polymerase II. The transcript has 10 exons. NCBI's taxonomy places the organism in Eukaryota, Viridiplantae, Streptophyta, Magnoliopsida, Vitales, Vitaceae.
UUUCCUGAAUUUUCACAGCAGCAAAGGCCCCGGUCGUUUUACCCAAUUUCACUCGAGUAGUUGUUUUAAGUUUGGCUCUUUUCGACUCAAUCGCUAUUUGCUUUUCUCUUUCAUUCGCAUUUUUUUUUUCUUUUCUUUUUCAAUUAUCGAUCUAUAUGCGUUCGGUUCUCGAGAAAAUUGGGGGCAGAAAAGCGAAAGGAGGAAACCCUUACCAAUUCUGAUUUUUGGGUUUCAAUCUUCGAAAUGGAAGCCCGAGAAAUGUGUAGAUAAUUGUAGUUUGGACCAUUGAGGUUAGUCUCUGAAAAUUACUAAGAGGAGGAAUCAGCAGGAAAAAGGGUAGAUAUUGAAUUUUUGAAAUGAGAGCGGAGAGCUGCAAACAGCAGGAAGAGUGUAGAUAUUGCAUUUUUGGUACAUUGAGGAAGUAGUGUAUAAGCAGCAUCUGGGGGCUACUUGGUGGAUGGUGAAGCAAUCAUUCAAUCAGUGAAUAAUAUAGACCAUCUGUACCAACUUUAGAUAAAUUUGGUGGGAAGAGGUUCAUAUGGCUGGUCUGUUGCCUGGCGAUCCGUCACAUCAUGGAAUGUAUGAAGGUGGGUCUUACAAAUUUCCUCAGGACAAACCAGAGGAAGGUGGCCGUUGGUACUUAUCUAGGAAGGAAAUUGAAGAAAAUUCCCCUUCCAAGCGUGAUGGAAUUGAUUUGAAAAAAGAGACUUACCUACGCAAGUCAUACUGUACAUUUCUACAGGAUUUGGGCAUGAGGCUCAAAGUGCCCCAGGUAACAAUUGCUACAGCAAUCAUAUUUUGUCACCGUUUCUUCCUUCGUCAAUCCCAUGCAAAGAAUGACAGAAGGACAAUUGCAACAGUGUGUAUGUUUCUUGCGGGGAAGGUUGAAGAAACUCCCCGUCCGUUAAAAGAUGUUAUCCUUGUUUCUUAUGAAAUCAUUAAUAAAAAGGAUCCUGCUGCAGUUCAAAGGAUAAAGCAAAAGGAGGUAUAUGAACAGCAGAAGGAAUUAAUUUUACUUGGAGAGAGGGUUGUACUUGCUACACUUGGUUUUGAUCUUAAUGUGCACCAUCCAUAUAAACCCCUUGUAGAGGCAAUAAAGAAAUUCAAGGUUGCUCAAAAUGCCCUUGCUCAAGUUGCAUGGAAUUUUGUCAAUGAUGGACUGCGGACAUCUCUUUGCUUGCAAUUUAAGCCCCACCACAUUGCAGCAGGUGCAAUUUUCCUUGCUGCCAAGUUCCUCAAAGUAAAGCUCCCAUCAGAUGGUGAGAAGGUCUGGUGGCAGGAGUUCGAUGUCACCCCACGCCAAUUAGAGGAGGUCAGUAAUCAAAUGUUGGAGCUCUACGAACAAAAUCGAGUGCCACCUUCUCAAGGCAGUGAAGUUGAAGGAAGUGUUGGAGGUGGGGCUGCUCAUCGGGCCACAUCAAAAGCUCCAGCUGCUAAUGAAGAAUAUGUAAUGAGUAAUGCUCAUGGUGGGGGAACUCCAUUGAAACCUGCAACCUCAAAGCCAGUAGCAUCUAAGCCAGCAUCUGAUCAGCCAUAUGUUGAUAAUAUUAGUGGACCUUCAAGAACCAGCCAAAAUCGAAGUAAUGACUAUGGAAGCACAGAGAUGAGAAGUACUUCAGACCACAAGGCUGAUGGAGAAUCAAGUGAUUAUCAUGAACAUGAACCAUCACUUUACCAGGAGAACUUGGGGGAAGGUCAAAAUGCAUCAAGGCAUGGGUCAGAGGGGCCUGGUGAAGAUGAUCAAGAAAGGACUGGUGGGAGAAGUGAAGCAAGAGAAGCAGGGGAAUUGAAGGACAAGUACCAUGGUCGAAAUCUGGAAUAUAGAGAUGGCCUGCUCGGCCAAUCACCCCAGGAAGCUAUUAAAAAGAUUGAUAAAGACAAGGUAAAGGCUGCACUGGAGAAAAGAAGGAAAACUCGUGGUGACAUGACUAGAAAAACAGACCUGAUGGAUGAGGAUGAUCUUAUCGAGAGAGAACUGGAAGAUGGUAUCGAGUUGGCCGUUGAGACUGAGAAAACCAAGCGGGAGAGGAGGCAAAGCUGGCCCAAACCCUCCAACAGGCCAGAACAUGAGAGCUCACACCAUGGGAAGCAUCAAGAUGAUGAAGAUGGACACCACCAAGGACUGAAACCCCUGUCAUCACGAGGAUCGGAUUUGGAGAAUGUGGAGGAAGGUGAGGUAUCUGCAUUUGAUGACGCUGACCGAGCAUUUCGAUCACCCAAGUCAAGCAGUCGAAAGAGGAAACCGGGAAGCUCACCAGAAAAACUCUCAGAUGGAAAGCAGCGGCAUGAUUAUAUGCCUGGCUCCCACCACCAUAACCAUCAUGAUUUCCCAGAAGAUCGGAACAGACUCGGCCGGCUUGGUUACUCAGAGAGGGAUCACAAAAGGCAUGCACAGGAAAAUCAUGUCUGAAGCAUGUUUCCUGCUUGCUGGAGCAUGUCUUGGUAUCACAAAUAACCUCAGGGGUCCUCUACACACAUGAGAGCAUAAACUGGGAUUUAUUGGUAUGCUCAUAAACCCUUCUAAAACCCUGAGGUUUUUCAAAAGUAAUUUGGUAGUUGUUAUUGACUUCUAUGCUCAGAAAAUGACUCUAUGAGUAUUAAAACCUUGGAACUCUUUCUGGGUUUUUUUUUCCUCUCUUUUUUGGAACCAACUAUCCAUAUAUGCCUCCACAGGUUCCCUUCAUUUUCAUAGGGAAAUUUGUAAAAACUGAACAAUUGUUGUUAAAGUUAUAAUAUGCAUUCAUAAUGCAAGGUCCAUUUUCCCCU